Messenger RNA from Physella acuta, 990 nucleotides. RefSeq lists its product as uncharacterized. Gene Ontology annotation, molecular function: protein binding. The record is from RefSeq and is a predicted model, not a curated record. Lineage: Eukaryota; Metazoa; Mollusca; Gastropoda; Physidae.
ACAAUUUAAAAUAACAGAUCAUUAAUUAAUCAUAUAGUGUGUUGGUUUUAAGAAUUGUAUGUAACGUCUCCAAGAAGAGCAAUAGCAGUGGCUACUCUAGUCAUCUAAAGGCCACAAUUAUGGUACAUCACCACGUUAUGUUGGCUCUCACCUGCCUAGCCGUGCUCCCCAGGUGUGAGGCGUGUGGUCAAGGUGAGUACCUGGACAACACCACGUGCAGACCGUGCCAGGAUGGAAUGUUCCAGGACUUGGUCGACCAUCAGAACACAGAAUGUAGGAACUGUUCCUCACCUAACAGGUAUGACCACGAGUACGUCAUCAGUAACUGCAGCAGAUUCGCUGACGUAGAGCUGGGCUGUAGGACGGGAUACUACAGGACCUGUGGGGCACCUGACGUCUGCGACUGCGACAGGUGCACGUCGUGUCGGGCUGGGGUGGAGUACGACGCCCGCCCAUGCGGACCUGUCACUGACGCGCUUUGUUGUCCCCUGGGGUCGCGACUCGUCAACUGUACUUCCGGUCACGUGUGUGCUGAUGAGAAAGCAUACACCAAGCAAGUGAACUUGACUCACAAGGAAAUUACCGAAACUGACGAGUUUUCCAUCAUUCUGACAUGCGCUGUAGCUGGGUACCCAAGGGACAUCACUCUCUUGAGAGUCAGUGACGGCGCCAUCUUGAAGGUCAAAACCCCCGCCCACUGCACAAGUCUGGUGCACAUGGACUAUUUCCUGUACCCCACCUGUGGCGACAUGACCAGGUACAGGUGUCUGGUCAACUACAGAGAUGGUCAGACGGAAGACGCUGCUCUAGAACUCUCGCACGAUGCAUGUACAGAUGAGCCAAUCAUCAACUAAGAAUUAAGGAUUUCGUUUUCAUAUCUCUAAGGCUACAUAGCUACUCAACAAUUACACGUUGUGUGAUUAUCUCAUUGUUAUUGGACUUGUUGUAUUGACUUACAUUAUUGCUUUAUUUCUUAAUAAACACUAAGCA